AACAACAACAACAACAACAUCUUCUAAAUUCCAAGCCAUAGCAUCUUAAGACCAUUACCAUGGCAACCUUGCUUCAUACUCUGAAGUCCCACAGCUCUGACGUUAACUGCUGCUCAUUCUCAGCAACCACCUUAGCCUCCUGUUCUGGUGACAAGUCAAUCCGACUCUGGAGUCUCGAUACGUUUCAAGAGCUUUCUAUCUCCCCUCUACUUGGCCACGCCUACUAUGUCCAUUGGGUUAGGUUUAGUCCCUUUGGUACAAUUCUAGCGUCAUGCUCGACAGACGGCAAGGUGAUAUUAUGGGAUGCAAGGACGGGGGAGACACUGGCAGUCCUCCAGCAUCCCAGCAGAGGAAUCAUUAGAGUUUGUGAGUUCUCACCAAACUCUGAGAUGUUACUGACGGGAGGAGCGGAUAGUGUCGUCUGUUUGUGGAACGUUCAGACUAAGAAGAUGAUGAGAACCUUUGAAGGCCAUGAUAAUGUCAUCACAGCCUGUGUUUUUACUCCCGAGAGCUCUUUUGUUGUAUCAGCGUGUGCCUCCGGUGAUCUUCGCAUAUGGGACGCCCUCUAUGGGCAGGUUAAGCCGCUUUACUUUGACCCAGAAUGCCACGACCUUGGUGUUUCUGGUUUGGCCAUCUCACCAACGUUUGGCUCAGCAGAUCCUAAUGCUGAGAUUAACAAUGAUCGAAGAGCCUAUCUUCUAGCUUCUUGUGGAGGAGACAAUCUCGUUAAACUCUGGGACCUCAUUGUUUUCCCAGCUUGUAAGACCAAAGUGCGAUGCAGUCUUCCAGGUCAUACCGCCAAGGUCAUGUCGGUGUCCUUUUCAUCUGAUGGUAGCGUUUUGGCUUCAGGAGCUGUAGAUAAAAUUGUCAUCGUAUGGGAUCCGCUUGAAGGAAAGAUGCUGUACACUCUUGAGGAUCAUUCUCGUUAUGUGACAACAGUUACUUUCUCCCCUGAUGGACGAUAUCUGGCUAGCGGCUCUAAUGACAGAACAGUCAAAGUGUGGAGACUACACACUGCUGGAGAGUUUGCAACGGCACCCCUCUUAACUGAAACUGGGACGGCCAGCACUUCCCUAGAGGCUACAGCUCCUCAACUUCAGAACCUACUCCUGGAGUGGUCCGUCAACGAUGUCUGUGAUUGGCUAAAAGCACUGGGCUUGGAGGACUACCAAAGCAGUUUCCGUGACAACCAAAUUGAUGGGCAGGAGUUACAGGCCCUGAACACGGACACGCUAGUCAAUGAUCUUGGAGUCAAGGCUCUUGGGCACCGGCAGAAAAUUCUACGGGGAAUUCAAACGAUUCGAGAAAAAGGAAAUGGUGCUAUCCCCACAGAUGAUGGCAUUCCUGAUGAAUAUCUCUGUCCAAUCACAAGAGAGCUCAUGAAAGAUCCAGUUAUUGCUGCUGAUGGUUAUUCUUAUGAGAGGUCAUCUAUUGAGGCAUGGGUCCGAGGCAACAAAUCCAGCCCCAUGACCAACUCACCUCUUGUACAUGCCAACCUCACUCCCAACCGAAGCCUUAAAAUGAUCAUUCAAAGAUUAUAUAAUCUGUAACCAAAUACGGAUGAAUAAUGAUGAGUAGCAGCUGAAAUAACUCAAACUCACUUCGACCCAAGUUACUUGAGACGAGCGAGAUGAUACACACGCCACACAUCACGAUUGCUCAUGCAGCCAGCUAGUUCAUCCGUAGUCUCCAUCCUUGUAUCUUCUUUCAUCGUCUCCACCAUGUUCUUGAUUGGCCUCUGCAGCCAGCUAGUUCAUCCGUAGUCUCCAACCCUGUAUCUUCUUUCAUCAUCUUCACCAUGUUCUUGAUUGGCCUCUGCAGCCAGCUAGUUCAUCCGUAGUCUCCAACCCUGUAUCUUCUUUCAUCGUCUCCACCAUGUUCUUGAUUGGUCUCCCGCUGCUUGGCUGUCCAUGAUUUGGCUCCCACAGGAUCACCCUACAAGAGUGUCAUGAUACACACACCACACAUCACGAUCCCUCAUGCAGCCAGCUAGUUCAUCCGUAGUCUCCAUCCUUGUAUCUUCUUUCAUCGUCUCCACCAUGUUCUUGAUUGGCCUCCCUCUGCUUGGCUGUCCAUGAUUUGGCUCCCACAGGAUCACCCUACAAGAGUGUCAUGAUACACACACCACACAUCACGAUCCCUCAUGCAGCCAGCUAGUUCAUCCGUAGUCUUCAUCCUUGUAUCUUCUUUCAUCGUCUCCACCAUGUUCUUGAUUGGCCUCUGCAGCCAGCUAGUUCAUCCGUAGUCUCCAACCCUGUAUCUUCUUUCAUCAUCUUCACCAUGUUCUUGAUUGGCCUCCCUCUGUUUGGUUGUCCACGUUUUGGGUGCACAGUAGUUAACAUCAUCUGUAUACUAAGAUUCCAAGAUGAUUAUCCAAAGACUCUACAAUCUGUAGGAACGCUGAGCUUCAAUUGCGGCAGCCCCCUGCUCCUAACAAGAUGGUCAUCCAAACACUUCAACUUUUAAUAAAGUAAACUGUGAGUCUUUCAAUUAAAGCAACAAAUCAAUAUUGCAUUGUAUGAAACAUAAAACAAAAAGCCCUUCACCUGACCAAAAGGCAGUGAAUAAAGAGGAGCAGCAGUGCAGGGCCCAAUUUCAUAGAGCCGCUAAGCACAAACAUUUGCUUAGCAUGAAAUGUUUGCUUAGAUAAAAA
Molecule: messenger RNA, 2653 nt
Organism: Asterias rubens (European starfish)
Lineage: Eukaryota; Metazoa; Echinodermata; Asteroidea; Forcipulatida; Asteriidae
Product: WD repeat, SAM and U-box domain-containing protein 1-like
Exons: 12
Coding region: 60-1550 (496 amino acids)
Biological process (GO): protein ubiquitination
Molecular function (GO): protein binding; ubiquitin-protein transferase activity
Source: RefSeq, a predicted model, not a curated record